Messenger RNA from Colius striatus (speckled mousebird), 4624 nucleotides. It is a transcript of the gene FRRS1, whose product is annotated as ferric chelate reductase 1. The coding region runs from base 512 to 2473 and encodes 653 amino acids. NCBI's taxonomy places the organism in Eukaryota, Metazoa, Chordata, Aves, Coliiformes, Coliidae. The transcript has 17 exons. The record is from RefSeq and is a predicted model, not a curated record. Gene Ontology annotation, molecular function: oxidoreductase activity, acting on metal ions.
CACACCGUUUCGCGUCUCUCCGGGCUCCCCCGCCGGCAGCACGGCACGCCCCGCCCCGCCCCGAGCAGCGUGCGAGCCCGGUGCUCAGAGCCCACCCGGACGCCUCGGCUAGUCGCCGGCACCCAGUCGGGCGUCUCGCCGUCGGACACGAGUGGCAGCCGGCCCCGCAGCCUGAGAAGACCCCGGAGCCGCAGAGGGGCUGGAGCAGAGAAAGGGGUGGGCCGGGCCAGCCCGUCUGCCUGCUGCUUUCCCACCGCCCUUUCCUGCGGGCGAGCCGCCGGAGAGCGGAGCGCACGGCUGCCUGGAGAGAGUAGUGCACGGCGGGCGGGGCUGUCGUAACUGAGAAGCGGCUGUGGCUCCAGAGCGCUUUGCUUAAACUGACGUGAGUGCUCAAAGCGUGGAUGCUGUAAGCUUUUUGAAAACUAUAUAUGCUUAAUAGAAUAUCUCACCAGCCAUGAGCCAAAGUAAAAGCUGGUGAAGAUUUAAAAGCGCUUUGUAGCUGCUGGCUUUCAUGCAGGCAUCUCUGAAUUGCUUUAGAGAAGACACGCUUCCUCUGAUCUUGUAUUUGAUAAAAGUUAAUACUGUUGGGUACAAGCGAUUACAGUGUAAUAUAAGUUGUCUCACUAUAAGUAGAAAGCCAAUGGCAUUUUUACUUGGACUUGGUCACUGUGAGAGAAGGCCUGGCUCUAAGAUGGAGCUGCCUGGCCUCACUUGUGCUGUUUGGAUGUUUAUUUGCUUCUGUGCAUCUGUGGAUGGCUAUCCAAAUGGAAGAGUAAGAAGUGCCUGCAGUAGCAUGAUUCCCUGUCACGGUGGCUCUCCACAUCAGUCACCUGAGCACACCAUUACAGUGAAUGUAACUGAAUUUAAACCAGGGGACAACAUAGAAGUUCAUCUAUUUGGACCUGAUUUUGAGGGCUUUUUCAUACAAGCCCGUGAUGCGGAACGCCUGGAUAGCCCUGCAGUUGGUUCAUUCAUGUUAGUUGACCGGAGACUUUCUCAGCUUCUGACAUGUGGCCGUACCAAGAAUUCAGCUGUCAGUCACACAAGUAAAGCAAAAAAGAAAUACAUAAAAGUUUAUUGGAUUGCUCCUGGAGAUGCCCCAAAACGUGUACAGUUUUUAGCCACAGUUGUGAAGAAGUACAAGACUUUUUGGGUGAAGAUUCCUGGUCCCAUUGUUUCUCAGUCAAAGGCACUAUCCCCAACAACACCCUUGGAUGUAACAUCAGAGGCUAUAUCAACUUCACACUCCAUUUCCCACUUAUCAAAGCCAUUUAAUGCAUCAGGUUGUGGAAUUUCAAAGUUCUGCAUUAGGAACCCUUCAAACUGUGAUCCUGCAAGUACUUCAUGUUUUUUUCUGUCCUUCCAACAUGAGAAGAGUUCAGUAUUUAUUGAAAUGAGUGGUCCAAGUGAAGGUUACUUAGCAUUUGCAUUGUCCUAUGACCAGUGGAUGGAUGGUGACGAUGCGUAUCUGUGCAUCAAUGGGGACCACUCUGUCCACGUACGCACUGCCUAUCUGAAGAGGCGAAGCCCUCCUCUUUUAGAUUCAGAGAAUGCCCUUGAAGAUGUGUCAUGGAGGCUUGUGGAUGGUGUUCUUCAAUGUUCUUUCAGAAGGAACAUUCGUCUUCCUGCUUAUAAAGGGAGAUAUAAUCUGGAUGCUAGUUACUACAUCUUUCUGGCAGAUGGGGAAGUUAGUGAAGGUGGACUAAUACACAAACAUCACCGUCAGCCUCUGAUCACAAAUGGAAUGUACAAUGUCACAGGCCUUCCUCAGGAUAUUGGAGGUUCCCGGUCCCCAGGACUUAUCAAGGCUCAUGGAGCGCUGAUGUUUGUUUCCUGGAUUACCACAGUCAGUAUCGGUGUUAUUGUUGCACGGUUCUUCAAACCUGUCUGGUGCCAUUCAUUUCUGUUUGGAAAGGAGAUGUGGUUUCAGGUGCAUCGAAUGCUUAUGUUGACCACAGUCAUGCUUACAAGCAUUUCUUUUGUGUUGCCUUUUGUAUACCGAGGAGGUUGGAGCCAGCAAGCAGGCUUUCACCCCUAUCUCGGCUGUACUGUGAUGGCUCUGACAGUAUUUCAGCCCCUGAUGGCAGGUUUCAGACCCUCUCAUCAUGCGCCAAGGAGGCAAUUGUUUAACUGGUUUCACUGGAGUACUGGUACAACAGUUAGAAUACUAGCUGUGGUGACUAUGUUCUUGGGAAUGGAUCUACCAGCACUUGACUUACCAGACCCAUGGGACACCUAUACAAUGAUUGGUUUUGUAGCUUGGCAUGUCAGUAUUGAUGUUCUUCUGGAAAUACACAGCUACUGUCUGGUUCGUAAAGUCGAAGUGAUAGAGGAUGACAGAGUGCAGAUACUGCAGUCACUCACGUCUGCAGAAGCAGAGGGUCGUCUGUUUAAACAAGUUAUGUUAACCAUCUACAUCUGUGGAAAUAUAGUAUUCCUCAUGGCCUUCCUGGCAGCAAUCAACCAAAUAUGACCACUGAGAAUUUUGUGAUGAAAGGUGCAAGGAAUGCGUUCUAUUACAACUUUCCCCUCCACAUCUCCCUGAAGAUGUAAUUGAAGAAUAAUAGCAGGUGUGCAUCAGACUCAGUGUUAGGGAGAGCUCGAAUUCAAAUCUACAGAACACUGCAAAAGCUGUCUUCUGAUGGGACUUGUAAUGAGAGUUUCUGCCCGAGUAAGGAAUGAAGUCUCUAUUUUUUAAGUGCAGUAACUAUCUUGUUUGAAGCUUAUAGGUUAAGAAGAUUGAGAAGAUGUGCUGAAAGUGCCCUUUUGAUAAUUCCCUAAACUUUUUGUGAAAGUUAUUGGGAGAGGUGGAAAGAUUGAUCUGGAAUCUGUUAUGUCUGUUCACUUAGCUGUGUUCCAAAACUACGUGAUGUGACAGCUUCCUGCUCAUGACAGUGUUGUGCAUUAAGAAAACCCUCGACAAGAAACAUAGUGAUAAACUGUCACAGAUGCUGGGUGGUUCAUGAGCUGAAGGCGGUUGUCUGACUUUGCAGUUACAUGCAAAAAAAUGUUCUCUCUGCUCUAAGAGCAGUACACUUCCACAAGCAUAUGAGUUCAGUAAAACCACCACUUGCCUCACAAUACUGUUCUGUCCCACUGCCAUCAGUGCUUCUAAAUCAUAGAGACAAAACAUGUUUACAACCUAAGUGCAUUAAAACCUCUUGUUCUUAUUCAAAACUCAAACAGGAAGAACCUGCGUGUAUGGAUUUCUGUGUUUUACUGUCUGUCUUUGCUUGUGGCUUCUGGAUUGCUUUUCUGUGUGAAUAAGAUGGAAUUAUGCCACUUGAUGCUUAAAUGGAAGUGAAAAUAUUUGUUUAGGAAUGUUUUAUUUGCACUAUUGAGUGAACCAUAGAUUAGGAAUUUGGUUUGACUUCAGGAAAGGCAGCUUCUGUUAAUGGCAAGUCAAAGUCAUUUGAGCUGAUGUAUCUAGGAGGCUAAAACUAUAAGAAUAUGAGGGGGCAUGUUUUUUUAGCCAACAAAAUAUGUAUCUAAAUAUGCAAACUAGAGAUUGGAAAGAGACUAUGUUGUUUAACUCUUUUGCUUCACAGUUUGCCUGAGUAUGGAACAACACUCUUGAAAUGGCAUCUCAGAAACAAACCCUUAAUACGCCAUGCAGUACAGUGCUUUGUGUUCUUUCUUUGCAGCUCUAACAGUGUGCUUCCAUACUUCCUCAUUUUUGGUACUGGAAAUUAUAGAUUUUUAGAUGUAAUGCUUCAAAAUAUAUCUUUAACCUAGAGCUACUAAGCUAGCUGGGAAUAAUGAUGUUGGAGUAUUGGAUAGAAUAGUAACCAGCGAGGCCUGAUUUGGUUUAGACUCUUACAGCAACAUCUCUCUACUGCCUGACAGCCAGUUCUAAAACUUGUAUGUAUGGCUCAGUUAGUGGUCUCUCCAUUUCCUAAUGCUGCCUGUUUCUGUCUCUUCAUCUCUCCAAAUCCACGAUGCAGCCUAUUGCAGGGAAAAGUCUUACUCAGAAAGCUGUAAAUUUAUAUUUGUAGUCAGUGAUCUUUAUGGCUACUCCAGUAACUGGUCUGGCCAUGAGGGCAUUUAUAGAGCUGGGAUUAAUCCAUUUGUCAGCAGCAGACUGUGAGUGAGUGUAGGCUGAAAUGUCUCCCUUCCUCCUGGAACCUGGAAAAAUGGCAUGCAGAUUGAGAAAAGGAGACUGUGAAGAAACAGGGCAAAACCCAGGCUGAAGGGCAAGAAGCACAUGGCUAAUUUUGUGGGUUUCUGUUUUUUUUUUAGAGAUCUGAGAAGCCUGGGACUCACAGGCCUGUCUGGUGCUAAAGUUAUGGGGGGGGACUCUUUCUGAUACCAUAGGUUUAUAGCAGAAAACCUCUCAACCUGGGCACGGUUGAUGGCUUUUUAAACUAAAGACAAUGCCAGAUUCGCCUGUAACUGAAGAGCUGUACUGUGUGCUGUUUUGUUUUCACGUGAUAAUGAACAAGAGAUUUUAAAAACAUGCAUGUAAAGAUCUUAAUGAAAGGGGGUUUUGACCCUUUUAGUAUGGUGAAAAACAUCAAAUGGAAAUUAGAAAAUAAUAGUCUUGCCUAGCAGCAAAAUGGAUUGUCUCUUUGCUUUGUAGAUGUUGUUUUAUAAAUUAAAGCUUUCUAAAUGCAACAUGGAGAAA